Cynocephalus volans (Philippine flying lemur) is the source of this 2481-nucleotide messenger RNA. RefSeq names its product mediator complex subunit 28 (gene MED28). Gene Ontology annotation, cellular component: mediator complex. Bases 26 to 562 code for a protein of 178 amino acids. The transcript has 4 exons. The record is from RefSeq and is a predicted model, not a curated record. NCBI's taxonomy places the organism in Eukaryota, Metazoa, Chordata, Mammalia, Dermoptera, Cynocephalidae.
AGUGGGCCUCUUCCGCGUGUCCGGCAUGGGGACACCGCUCGGUGGUAUGUUCUCUGGGCAGCCACCGGGGCCCCCGCCACCCCCGCCGGGACUCCCGGGCCAGGCUUCGCUUCUUCAGGCAGCGCCAGGCGUUCCUAGACCUUCUAACAGCACUUUGGUGGACGAGUUGGAGUCAUCUUUCGAGGCUUGCUUUGCUUCUUUGGUGAGUCAGGACUAUGUCAAUGGCACUGAUCAGGAAGAAAUCCGAACUGGUGUUGAUCAGUGUAUACAGAAGUUUCUGGAUAUUGCAAGGCAGACAGAAUGUUUUUUCCUACAAAAAAGAUUACAGUUAUCUGUCCAGAAACCAGAGCAAGUUAUCAAAGAGGACGUCUCGGAACUAAGGAAUGAAUUACAACGGAAGGAUGCGCUGGUCCAGAAGCACCUGACAAAGCUGAGGCACUGGCAGCAGGUGCUGGAGGACAUCAGUGUGCAGCACAAGAAGCCAGCCGAAAUCCCUCAGGGCUCCUUGGCCUACCUUGAGCAGGCGUCUGCUAAUAUCCCCGCACCUCUGAAGCAGACCUGAGUAAAAGCUGAAGGGGUCUGGGGUAUGAGGCCGCCCUGGGCACACAGUUCUGCCAAACAUCCCUUCUUGUGGACAUGGCAUUUUGGAAGAACUUUUUACCAGAGAAUGAGUUAGUUUUAGUUUUAUGUGCUCACUUAAAAUCUUUCCCCGAUUUUUAUAAGCUGUUAAUUUCUUGAGUACUUUAUAAAAUGCUUAUAGUUUUGGUAAACCACGUACAUUUUUUUGUCUUAACAGUUUAUUCUGUUAGUGUGAUGACACUUACAAAUUCUUUUUUAUUGUUAUUAUUUGUUGCUUGUUUUUAAACAAAUUUUUGUAUGACUUUUCAGUUAGAUUACUUAUGAUCUGAGGGAGAAACAUUACAAUAAUUUGAGAGUGUGGGGAUGAGGAUUUGGUUGGAAAUCUUUUAUGAGAAUUACCCUUCAGUGGUAGUGUUGAACAAUAUGUAAACUUGCUGUGUGUCAAGACUUUGAACUACCUCAAGAAGAGGAAUCUAAUGCAAUAAUGUUUGUAAUUCUUCCAGAGCUCUUGGAAUGAGGAUAUUUUGUACAUAUGUAAGAUGAUCAAAAUAUCCUAGGUUAGCUUAGUAAUAUUAGAGUGGGAUCCUUAGGUUGAUGCUAAUUUUUAUUUGGGGUAGGUUUGUAUUUUGUGUUGUGUUUAUUUACUUUUUUUUAAGGGGGACGGGUGUAGUCAGCAAUGAUAUGCUGAAUUUUGUUACGUUCUACGGUAAUGAAUCAGUUUAAGGGAACAGACUGUUCUCAAUAGCAUGACAGUUGGGGCAUAAGUGUGAUAUGAGGGGUUAAAGUUUGCUGUGAUGUCUCUUUUAGUUUUGAGUUUUGUCUGCUUGUGUCGUUUUUGUUUUACUUUUUGAGAGGAGUUUCCAGUAAGGAAGGUUUUGCCAAAGGAUUUAAUUCCAAGGGCCUGGGGUGGGAGGUGGGCUGCAGGUGAUCCUGGGCUGCUUAACCUCCACAAAGAGCCUGGAAAGUUGGGGAAGAUAUUUUACGUUCUUGUUAGUUUCAUAGGUCACCUCAUGCGCUGUUGAGAAAUACAGACCAGCAUUGUUUCUGGCUCUCAACGGAUGAGGUUUUCCUUUCUCUGUUUUAUACAGUCUCUUAUGAGAUUACAUCCCUUUACUCAAAACAAAUGCUCUGCUGUCUUCUGAAUAGGCAGUACUUCUGAGGCUUGGUGUCUUGGCUAGUUUUGUUUUCUCCAGCCUUGAAGGCCCCUGCCCACACGCAUUGAUGUCUACUCAUGUUCCUGAUCUGGAACCUGAUGCCACCUGGUUUAUGAAGCCUCCCCAGAACACAGGACUUUUUAUCUCUUCUCCUGCCCUUGCUUGUUUCUCCCUUGUGGGUUAGUGAUUUGAAUCUGACUUUGUGCCCUUGCUGCAUUGUACAAGGGUGCUACAAAAACUUUGUGGAAAAAUAGAAUUACAAGGGAAUAACUUUCCACAACUUUUUGAAGUACCCUCCUAUACGCAUGAGAAUUAGGCAUUACUCCUCUUGAAUAUAUCAGAACCAUGUUAUUUGUCUUUUAUGUGUGAUACUUAUUACUCAUUUUUGUCUGUGUUGUGUACAUGAUAUCUGGCGCAUGGGCCAGCCUGAGUGAGAAUGUAUAGAUUAAACAAAACUUGUAAAAGUUGUUUUCACUUACAUUAUAUGACUUCAAGGUUGUUAACAUGGUUAUUUCAUGCUAUUUAGGAGCUCUGAUUGGCUGAUUGGCAUCUUUACAUCUCUUAAAACCCUAAAUGAACUAAUUAGGUUUUAGGCAGCCUUUCAAUAAUAGAGGGGUUCUCAGUGAAAAGAUUGGGAACUUAUUUGGUGCUUGGUGAAAAUAUUUCGAUUAAUAUAUGUACUAGUUAUUGCCAUUUCUUUAUUAAAUUCACAAGUUUUCUGUCAAAUAAAGAGCAGUUUAAAAAUCUU